Phalacrocorax carbo (great cormorant) is the source of this 4412-nucleotide messenger RNA. The record is from RefSeq and is a predicted model, not a curated record. Lineage: Eukaryota; Metazoa; Chordata; Aves; Suliformes; Phalacrocoracidae.
CCAGCCGGGAGCGAGCAGCCGGCGGGAGGAUGCUGCAAACGGCGGCGGAGCCGGGCGGCUGGGCAGGCAUGAAGCGACCCCUGAGCCCGUCCCACAACCCCGAGAACGGGGUGCGGCUGGUGGAGGCGGCCAGCUCCCCGCCGAGCCAGCCCGAGCAGCGCAUGAAGCGGGAGAAGAAGCACCAGUCGUUCACGCUCUGCGAGGUCUGUAACAUCCAGCUCAACUCGGCCGCGCAGGCGCAGAUCCACUACAACGGCAAGUCCCACCAGAAGCGCCUCAAGCAGCUCAACAAGGGGAAGAUGCCGGCAGCCCAAGGUCCCUCCGGACACACCAGUCCCCUCUUAGCGUCGUUGCCUAUCCCCGGCCGUCCCCUUCAUCCCCCCUUGGACAUCAAGCACUUUCUGACCUUCAGGCUCAACGGGACGUCACCGCUCAACCUCUUCCCCAACUUCAACACGAUGGACCCGGUGCAGAAGGCGGUGAUCAGCCACACCUUCGGUGUGCCCACCCCGCUCAAGAAGAAGCAGUUCAUCUCCUGCAACAUCUGCCACCUGCGCUUCAACUCUGCGAACCAGGCGGAAGCCCACUACAAGGGCCACAAGCACGCGCGGAGGCUGAAGGCCAUCGAGGCCAUGAAGAACAAGCAGAAGGCAGCGGGGGCUGCGGCGGCGGCCGCCGGCCGUGACGGCACAGCCGACUUCGCCCCCAGCCCCGAGGGCAGCGAGGAGCCCGGCAGCACAGCUCAAGCCAACGGCCUGCAGGAGCCGGAGGGUGAGUGCAGCAGCCUGGGGCUGACGCCCGGCGCCGAGGAGUCGCCCGCGGAGCUGUCGGGCAGCGUCGCCCCGCUGGGCUCCCCGCUGGCCUCGGAGCUGUCAGAGGGCACCUCGGACGCCACCAGCAUGGCCUCCUCGGCCACGCAGGCGGCCGAGGCGCAGGCGGCCGAUUCGGGCAGCAGCGUCAGCUCGGCCCCCGACAGUGAGAAGGAGGGGAAGAAGAGCAAACCGCACCUGUACUGCCCCACCUGCAAAGUGACCGUCAACUCCCUGUCCCAGCUGGAAGCUCACAACACCGGCGCCAAGCACAAGUCGAUGCUGGAAGGUCACAGCACCCAGCUGCGGCGAGGCCGAGGCAAGCUCCUCUCCCGGGCAGGGCACAAGUCCAAGCGAAUCGGCAACAAGGGCAGCAUCAACAUCCAGAACAAGGCGUUUCACUGCCAAGUGUGCGAGAUCUACGUGAACUCGGAGACCCAGCUCAAACAGCACAUGAGCAGCCGGAGGCACAAAGACAGGCUGGCAGGGAAGCCGCCCAAGCCCAAGUACAGCCCCUAUAACAAGCUGCAGAAGAACGCUGCCCUCGCAGUGAGUAUUCUCAAGUCCAAGCUGGCUUUGCAGAAGCAUCUCACUAAAACCCUGGCGACCCGCUUCCUGCCGAGCCCGCUCACCGCGGCCGCCGUCUGUGCCAUGCCUGGCCCCCUCGCCCUGAGACCCGCCGCCGCCACCACCCUCUUCCAAGCCCCGAUCCUUGGACCAGCCCUCUUCCGAACGCCGCCAGCCCACGUCCGCACCACGCCGGGCCCCAUUGUCUUUGCGCCCUACUAGAGCCGCUCGCCCGCCGAGGGUCCGUCCACCGCGCGCCAGGCUGCGCCGCGGGGGCUGCCCGGUGCAGGGCGGCGCUCCCGGGCAGGCUGCUCUUCUGGCUGGUGGGAAACCAUAAUCGUAGCCAUCGACCCCAGCUUCUCCUUUGCUUCAAGCGGGCUCUUUCUGGAGCAAGAUACCCCGGCAGAGCCCCGCCGUGCGUCCCCACAGCUCCCCUCGGCUGUGCCAGCCCCACACUCAGCAGAGGAGCCCGUCACGCGGCUGCGCGGCGCAGCGAGAGGACAGUGCGUGAGUCAGCAGGACCGUCUUGUGUCUCGUGGGCAGGGGCUGCCUGUCCUUGGCCCAUCCACUUUCUUGUUCAUCACCCUCCCAGGUGGUGGGACUGGAAGAGGAGCUGGCUGGUCCCUGGGGGAAGGAGCAUCCCUCUGGCUGUCCGGUCCCUGCCAGCCCAGUGGGAAGGGAACUGCAAGGGGAGUCUCAGCCCACCUUGUACUGGGAGAAACGACCCCAGUGCAAGUGGAAAGUUGGUGGUUCCCCUCUUGGGCCGGGCUGGCUGUGCCCUCGCCAGCCCUGCACUUGACUGUGCUGGCUGGGGGUAUCCAUGUUGCCCCACCAGCCUCCUACACCCCACGACCCCCUACGUCCCACCAGCCAAAGAGCCCCUGCCACAGCGGGCACUGACCACACUGACCGUAUCUUCACUCCGAGAGCAAUACCUGAAGCCCAGGGCCGGCAUCUUCUCCCUCUGAAAGCACACUGCCCCUGCCCUGGCCACCAAGAAGCACACAACCUGGACAUGCAGCCGGAGAUGGGCUCCGUUCCAGCCCAGCGAGGACAGGAGAGCCAGGCCAUCCGGUGAAGGCUCCCCAAGGAGGUGACUCUGUGCUCGGCGCCAGCUGUUUGCCUCUGUCCCACCCGUGGGGGACAGCCCUGCCCCUGCCUUCUGGGAGAUGCUGUGAGGCUGCAUGAAUGUCCCUAAAGCACUUUUGGUUCUCCAGUGAAAGGCGACGCCGCUGCUCGCCCACCGACCAGCUGCCGUGCCCGGCCGUCCAACCCCAUCCCUGUUAGGAGCUUCCAGGGAGUGACCGAUGGCUCCCGAAAACAAGGUGUCCCCAGCAGCCCGGACAAUCAGGUACAAAGGAGCAGGCAGCGCCCGCAGCCUACGCCUGGCAUUCUCCCUGUGAUGCUCCCGUUGUAGCCUGCAGAAAGCCAGGCUCCAGAGGGACCCUGAAGCCGUAGCUCUGCUUUUCACUGUGCUCAGAAAGCCCAGCAAUGACCUGGUCUGAAAACUGUAACCACGGCGCUCCGGGUUCCCAGCGCGCUGCUGUAAAUAGAAAUAUGCAGGAAAGUUGCGACCCAAAUGGACCUUACGCUGGAGUGACGACCCACCCCGAUCUAUGCAAUACAGGGGGAGCAGCUCGCCCGCCGCGUUUGCUGUCUGCAUUUUACUUUGGUGCUCACGCUGCCUGUACAGCCUGGGGUGGUGGUCAGCGCAGACAAAACCAACGCAACACUUAGCUCCGUGCAGACGAUUCCCUUCCCGUCCCCUGGCCCAGGGUGCUGGCUCAAAGACCUCUGCUGUGGCCCACAUUCCCUCCCAGCCCUUGGGAAGAAGCAGGUCGGUUUGUGCACCUGGGACUCCACACGCACAAGCACACGUAUCCGACGUCUUGGCCAUAAGCAACGCUUGGAUUUCAGGAGGUGUUUGUCCAGCGCGCUCCACCGAUGCUCAGGACAGGGUCGUGGCAACGGGAAACGCACACGGCUGAAAUGCUUCUGCUUCCCAGAGCUGGCGGAAAGAGCUGGAGCCUCGGGCGCGCGCAGGAAACCCGCGCAGAGGGAGCGAGGCGGCAUGGAGCCGUACGCCUGCGUCUGGCGGGCCCGCUUCUUGCGCCGUGGGCAGCGCUGACCUGCUCCUGCGGCAGAGGACGGGAGUUACGGAUUAAUCUGCUCAGGGCGUCUCCUCUCGACCCCAGGGAAGGAGGGAAGUGGAGAGAGGGCACCAGGAGAAGAGCGAAGGGAAGGCUGGGGGUAGAGACAACCGAAAGGUCUUACGGUGGUGGGAGAUGUGGCUCGGAGAGCAGCUGAGAGGAGGCUCCCAGCAGCAACGGCUCUGACAGGGACAGGGAGACGGUCCCACAGCCCAGUGCAGCCUGGAUCCCAGUGCCACAGCUCAGGCGCCCGUGCUGGCUGGGGCCUGCGGGCAGUGGGAGGGACAUAGCUCCAAGAGCAUCGCAGUGCCAAGCAGCCCGUGAUCAGCCCAGCUCCAGCCCUCCUCCUGCUCAUCUCACUGUGCUCUUCCCCAGGCCACCUCGCCAGUCACUCCCAGCCCUGCCACAGCAGAGGAGGGCAGUGUGUCCCCUCCCGCAGCAUGCCCACCAGCCUCAGGAGCGUGGGGAACCAGGAGCAGCCGGCUGCAGCCAUGCUCCAGCCUGCAGGAGCCACUUGGCACUAGUGGGUCAUUCCCCUGCAUUUUUUUCUAAAAAUCCUGUGCUGGAACCAGCAGCGGCUGCUCCCGUUACCCCUCCACCAGUGGAGUCCUAAUACACUCCUACACUUGGCACUUUAACCCCUUGAAAGCCAUUCCUUCUAAUAACAAUACUACUACAACGAGCUGCGUAAGAACACACUCCCUCUAUCGCAUCCCCCCCUCCAGAAACGCCCCCUGCUCCUGUGCUAUCCAAAGCAUUUACUGCCUUUGACUUAGCAUAUGCUGUACUAGGUAGUAGGGCGUAGUCCAUAGCGCUCGAUAACGUGUGCCCCUCUGUAAAUAACCUUGGAGUGAUGUGAACAGUUUGAUUCAAAAAAAGAAAAACA